UUUUGAUUAAUUAAAUUGUUUUUUUUUGUUUCAAAUUUUGUCGAAUCAUUCCAUACUUGUUUUAUUUAUAUUUUUGGCUCCUCAAAGUUUCAAUUUCAUUGUUUGUAAGUUUUUCCCGUUUAUAACUUAACAUCAUCGAGAGAAAAAAAACAAACCUUUAUAAAAUGUCUUGGAACAUGAAUAAUAAUCGUCAAAAUUAUCCAUAUCAAAAUUAUCAACAAUAUUCACAACAACCGCAACAACAACAACAACAAUUUCAUCAUCAUAAUCUACCACAAUAUCCAUCAUAUCCAACGAAUCAACCAUACGUAAGUAUGCCUAAUCCACAAUGGUUACGUUCUGUAUUCGAUAAAGUUGAUAAAGAUAAAAGUGGUCAGAUUUCAUCGAAUGAAUUACAAGGUGCAUUAAGCAAUGGUACAUGGAAACCAUUCAAUCCAGAAACUGUUCGAUUAAUGAUUGGAAUGUUUGAUAAGGAUAAAACUGGUUCGAUUAAUUUUGAAGAAUUUUCACAUCUAUGGCGUUAUGUAACCGAUUGGCUUAAUUGUUUUCGAUCAUUUGAUCGUGAUAAUUCGGGUAAUAUUGAUCCAAACGAAUUGCGACAAGCAUUGACAACAUUUGGCUAUCGUUUUACUGAUAGUUUUCUACAAAUUCUAAUGAAACGUUAUGAUCGUGAAGGUAAAGGUCACGUUACAUUCGAUGAUUUUAUUCAACUUUGUGUUCAAUUACAAAGUUUGACUAAUGCAUUUCGUCAACACGAUACUGAUAUGGAUGGUUGGAUUAAAAUUUCCUAUGAACAAUUUCUUACAAUGGUACUCAAUAUUGCUCUAUAAAUUAGUUCAAUGCAUCAAAGAAAAUAAUUGGCUAUCAUCUCAUCAUUGUCUGAUGAUGAUGAUGAUGAUGAUUUUCCUCUAUAAUUAACCCCCGGUAAUCAUACUUCCAAUCCGUAUUUUUUUUUGUCUGAGAAAAACCUGCCUUCAAUUUGUUUUUUGUUUUUUU
This is a messenger RNA of Dermatophagoides pteronyssinus (European house dust mite), 996 nucleotides long. It is a transcript of the gene Alg-2, whose product is annotated as Apoptosis-linked gene-2. The record is from RefSeq and is a predicted model, not a curated record. Lineage: Eukaryota; Metazoa; Arthropoda; Arachnida; Sarcoptiformes; Pyroglyphidae. Gene Ontology annotation, molecular function: calcium ion binding.